Drosophila sechellia is the source of this 1233-nucleotide messenger RNA. Its product is annotated as WD repeat-containing protein on Y chromosome-like. Gene Ontology annotation, molecular function: protein binding. The coding region runs from base 1 to 1233 and encodes 410 amino acids. The record is from RefSeq and is a predicted model, not a curated record. Lineage: Eukaryota; Metazoa; Arthropoda; Insecta; Diptera; Drosophilidae. The transcript has a single exon.
AUGCCCACUUGGAUUUUAGCUGUACAAGCCCUUUCUGAUGUCAGCAUUGUAUGCACUUCAUCAACUGAACGUGAACUACGAUUCCACGAGACAAUUGCUUCGACAUUCACCCUACGAAUGGUUAUACGUAGCAUACCCCACGCUGUGUACUGUAUGAGUUAUGCUUUCUUUAAUAAUGGAAAAGUGCACUCUAAGCUGAUACUCGGAGACUAUGCGGGCAACGUGAGAGUUCUGUCUUAUUCGCCACACUUACGUGGUCCCUUUCAAGCAAAACCAGGAGCUGCCCUUAUUGAAGUUAUAUGGUCUGACAUACUCAGGGGAAAGAUACCACAGUUUUUCCCUAAGGAAUACAUAAACCUUCACAAUGAGAUGGUAUCUUGCGUUUACUUUUCUCUACAUAUGAACGCAUUAUUUGCAUCGGCGGAAUAUAGGAAUACUAAGAAGUAUAGAGGUCGCUGCCCUGGCAUGAUUAUGGUAACUUAUGACGAGCGAAGCAACUUCCGCAUUCCCCUUGGUGUAUCUACCUUCUUCGUAGCUGAGAGCCAUAACAUUGUGGUAACAGGAGGGCCGGACACAUUCGUUAGGAUCUGGGAUGUUUAUAUUCCCACAGAGCCCUCUGCGAUCCUUACAGGUCAUAAUGGUGGAAUUGUUCUGGUUUUUGUUCAACCGGAAGAAAACAAGGUUUACAGCGUUGACUACCAGAAGAUUAUAAAGGUGUGGGACCUACAUGAACAUACACUUUUACAGACAUAUGGAGAUUUAGUGCGUUUGAUACAUCACAGUGAGACGGACCUGACAUAUUAUUACCAUUCCCAUCUUCGGGAACUUGUGGUGGCAGGACGAAAGUUGAUUUCCAUUAAGUGUUGCCCUCGCGUUCGUGUGGACCUCACGGAUGGUAACACUCACGCAGCUCCGGUCUCGGUUGUUUUGUACAAUCGUUUGUUUAGAAACAUUGUUAGCUGUGGGCUUGACAGUUAUAUUAUAGUUUGGGAUCCUUGGACAGGACGGAGAAAAAUUAUCAUGAAAAGUUGUCACACCAAAAUGAUCUAUGGUGAGAUUAUAGAUAUUGAGAUCACCGCUGCCUGCUUUGAUCCGCUAGAGCAAUUUCUCCUCACUGGAGCACGUGAUGGUUCCCUGAAAAUCUGGAACUAUAACAACGCAGUGGUGGUACGAAAUAUGAGUAUAAUGCCAGACCAAGAAGUAACUGCAGUUAUUUGGGUUGUAGAUCGGUAA